Labeo rohita (rohu) is the source of this 2167-nucleotide messenger RNA. RefSeq names its product galectin-9-like. Gene Ontology annotation, cellular component: cytosol; nucleus. Gene Ontology annotation, biological process: negative regulation of type II interferon production; negative regulation of CD4-positive, alpha-beta T cell proliferation; positive regulation of gene expression. The transcript is spliced from 11 exons. The record is from RefSeq and is a predicted model, not a curated record. Lineage: Eukaryota; Metazoa; Chordata; Actinopteri; Cypriniformes; Cyprinidae. Bases 134 to 1096 code for a protein of 320 amino acids. Gene Ontology annotation, molecular function: carbohydrate binding; galactoside binding.
UGAUGCGAGUUCCUCGGAAACCGGACAUCUGUAGUAGGUGGUUCUUAAACCUUUGCUGUUUGUCGAACUGCUCGCUUUCCUUUUGUUCAUCUCUCUGGACGACAUACUUAAAGCUGCCGAAAAGUAAAAACUAAUGGCUUUUUAUCAACAACAGCCGUUUUACAACCCGAAAGUCCCAUUCACUGGCCAGAUUCAGGGAGGCCUGCAAGAUGGAAAGAGCAUUAUCAUAAGUGGACGGGUUUUACCUGGGGCUAACAGGUUUCAUGUGAACCUUCAGUGUGGUACUCAUUCCGGGGCUAAUAUUGCUCUGCACUUCAAUCCACGCUAUGACAACCCUGUGUGUGUGGUGCACAACAGCCUCCAGAACGGGUCUUGGGGCUCAGAGGAACGCAAAUAUGAAUCUCCCUUCCCCCAGGGCCAAACAUUCACCCUCCAGAUCCUUGUCGAGCAGGGCCUAUACAAGAUAUCUACUAAUGGCAGGCACUUCAUGGACUAUAGACACCGCAUUCCAUACUCUCAGGUGAACGCCAUCUCAGUGGGAGGAAUGGUGGAGUUGAACUCCGUUGCUUUCCAGAAUCCUGCGCCCUAUGUACCUGCACAACCAGCCUUUCCGAGUUAUAUGGCACCUCAAGUAGGAUUUCAGCCUCAGUAUGGUGUACCUCCAGCAUGUGGGUUCCCGGCAUACCCAUCGGCACCCAACUAUACUAUCCCGUACAAAACCGUGAUCAAUGGUGGACUUCACCCUGGCAAAAACAUUGUCAUCAGUGGAGUUGUCAACCCCAGUGCUAACAGAUUAACAUUUAACCUGCGCUACAGAAGUGGGAUUGCAUUUCAUUACAAUCCUCGUUUCGAUGAGAAUGUGGUUGUGCGCAACACCAAUCAGAUGGAGAGGUGGGGUCCAGAGGAACGGUUCGGAGGCUUGCCGUUUCAAAGAGGACAACCUUUUCAGGUCACCAUCUCCUGCAAUCCCCAUCAUUACAAUGUGUUUGUCAAUGGCCAACAAGCACACACCUACAAACAUCGCUACACACAGCUGAACGACAUUGAUAUUUUGGAGAUUACUGGAGAUCUGCAGCUGACUUUAGUGCAGGCUUAACAGGGAUUCGGAAGUUUAAAUUCUAAGCCACUUUUUAAAAAAGAAAGAUAAGUGAAAGGAUUGGUAAUUGUUAAAAGUAGCUGCUUUGAAAUACAGAAAAAAAUGGUUGAACAUGAACAGGAUUGUGAUUUUGCUAUUUUAAAUGAACAUAAAUGAGUUUUACUAUUUUUGACUUUCUGUACAAUUCUUUAUUAUGUGCAUAUUAUGUGUAUUGCAGUAUAUAGUUGCCUAUAGAUGCAGAUGGACUGUCUAGGUGGCCACACAGCAGAUUAGCUGAUGACAUGUUAUCAGAGAAGGAGGUGGAGAAAAUACAGCAGUUUACAAAGAGGCACUUAGAACCCAAGCAUGUGACUCUGAAUGAGAACACCACUAAAACCCUCUGCGAUAAACACCUAUUUCUAUAUAACCGACCUGAAACUCUUAUUACUCUUGCUGCAUGUUUAAAUUAAUAAACUACUAAAACAAAAAAUAAACAUGUUAUAAAAUAUCAAAAUAUUCUAAAGAAUGUUCCUGUCCAAAUGAUCAUGAAUUAUGUCAAGUAAAGAAAAGUUAGUGUGUUUUUAUUCAAAAUAGUGAAAGGGAUGGUACUGUUGAUGAUUACAUUUUUACAGCAUUUUUGGCAUUUCCCAAAAACCAGCAUCGAUAAGCAGUUGCUUAUCUCCAAAAAUGCAAUACAUUUUUUUGUUUUUAGCAUACAUCUAUUGGUUAAUCGUGAUUUGUUACUUAAAUUGUAUUUUAGAUGUAUUCACUCAGCCCCUUUUAUAUGCUUGCUUGCUAUACUGUAGAUUAUAGAUGCCUAAUGUGCAGACAACUUGAUUGUCAAAAUGCAAAAAAGGUCUGAAAUGUAAAGUUAUAUUUCAAUCAAAUGUAUCAAAUAUCAUACAGUCAUUGUAUAACAUUUCUACCUAUUUUAUAUAAAUAUCCUUACUGUCUCUGCUGACAUUACAUUUAAGCUAAGGUGACAGUAGAGGUCCAUCAGAGGAUCGCUGUGGUAUUUCAAUACUGUGAAUUUCAUUAUGUAUCAACCUCUAUGUGCAUGUUUAAAAACAAUAAAGACAAUUUUUGUUGUUG